Messenger RNA from Mycosarcoma maydis (corn smut), 3906 nucleotides. RefSeq lists its product as uncharacterized. NCBI's taxonomy places the organism in Eukaryota, Fungi, Basidiomycota, Ustilaginomycetes, Ustilaginales. Gene Ontology annotation, molecular function: protein binding; catalytic activity. The transcript has a single exon. Bases 1 to 3906 code for a protein of 1301 amino acids. Gene Ontology annotation, biological process: tRNA wobble uridine modification; biosynthetic process. The record is from RefSeq and is a predicted model, not a curated record. Gene Ontology annotation, cellular component: elongator holoenzyme complex.
AUGACACCGCAUGCAUCUAACUUGUACAUAUCGGCGGCGUUCAAUCGUGCCAACCACAUCGCCGACUGGGCCAACGCUCCUCACAGCAUCAUCGCAUACGCUGCCAACAAGUCGAUUGCCAUUUGGGACAAGCCUGGUCAUGCCUCUUCCCCGGGCGUCACGCAGCUCCUCGCUACGGGCUUUUCCGAUCCCAUCACCUCGCUCAAGUUUGCUCAAUUGAAUGCCAUUUCGUCCCAUCCGUGCAUCGUAGCCGGCUCUGCCCAAGGAAGCCUCGGUGUCUGGGCGUUUCGAGAGACGCACGGUUGGACAAGGCUACACACCAUCAAAGCAGCACAUCAAGGCUCCAUCUCUGCCAUCGGAGUUAUCAGAGCUUUUGACGAUUCAUUCCAAGCAGGCUCAAUAUUUGUAUCAGGUGCUUCGGAUGGCUUGAUCAAGGUAUGGCUGCUGUUGGACGACCCUUCUCGACCACCGAUGCUGGUGCAGACGAUCGACCUCAAAGGUCGAUUUCCGCUCGAUCUUUCCAUUUUACCGUUGCCAUCCAGUACCGCACCUCAUCUGCUCAUGGCACUCGCCACAACCACCAACAAAAUCGACAUUUACGCCUCCUCAAAUGCCGCUUCACCAACUACUGAUGCUGCUCACCAGCUCGAGUUUCAACACAAGCUCUCCCUAGAAGGUCACGAGGACUGGGUCAAGUCCCUCGAUCUCUGCAACACCUUCACCAUCGCCGAUGAUCGAGAGCGUGUCGCCACUGUUAUGCUCGCCACUGGCUCCCAAGAUGCCAGCGUCAGGCUAUGGAAGCUUGCACCCAUAAGCCAAAACGAGCCAACAUCAUCAACGCAACAGCUGCGAUCCUCCUCUCCGACCCAAGACGACGACUUUGAGCAGAUGGUUGCCAAGAUCGAGUCUGAUCGCAGCACAAAGGCUGGAGAGAUCUCGACUCGUGCUCACCCAUUCUUCCUUACAUGCGCAGACGGUACUCAGCAAUCCUGGGCAAUCACCUUUGAUGCUUUGCUGGUCGGGCACGACAACUGGGUCACUGGCGUGCGCUGGCAUCCAGCUAUUUCCACCGCCACAGGCCAGCCUGCGCAGCCUGCGCAGCCUGCUGCACUCCUCUCAUCUUCGGCAGAUAACAGUCUCAUCCUGUGGACGCCUUCCGCGCAUCUCCCUGAACCUGCUUCAACAUCUCCCUUCCCCGCUUUCGAUUCAACACUCCUCUCUACCGGAGGCGCGCGCCGCACAAGCUGUCCCUCUUCGCUUCAUCUCGCCUCUUCUAUCUGGAUGCCCUCUCAGCGCUUUGGUGAGGUUGGCGGUGCAAGCAACCUUGGCUUCUUUGGCGCUCUCUGGCAGCCUUGGUCGUCGCCUUCUGCCACUUCCGACAUCCAGCAACCCGCCUCUGCAGUCCUUGCGCACGGCUGGGGAGGCUCCGCACACAUCUGGACACUUGCUCGCCACGAAGCGACAUCGACAAGUCCUCGAUGGCAAGUCGCCGACCCCGUCACUGGCCACUUUGCCGCAGCCAGAUCCCUUGCUUGGGAGCCAUGCGGCGAGUACCUGCUCAGCUGUUCCGACGAUCAGACCACACGCCUCCAUGCACGGCCCAUGCGCAAGAACGCACACAGCCUCGAUUCACACAAUGCUACCUGGCACGAGGUUGCGCGCCCUCAAUCCCAUGGCUACGAUCUGCAUUCCGUCUCUUGGCUUGAUCGACUCAACUUCGUGUCGGCGGCUGACGAAAAGGUUUUGAGGGUCUUUGCUGCUCCGCGUGGAUUCGUCGGCACGGCAGGCAAAAGCGGUCUCCAUUGUGCUACGCUUGGCUCUGAAGCCGAGUCGCGAGCAGCAUCUCGUCCUGUUGCAGGACAAGACACCCUUCUCCACCUCUCAGUCAAUCCGCGAUUCGGUCUUCUCGCAUCGGCAGAGAGACACGGCGAUCUCAUCAAGCAAACAGUACAGCGAUACUGCAACCGGCAAAGUGAUUCUGUGACGGCCAUCGUGUCGUCUUCCCUCUUUCAAAGACCCUUUGACCAUCUCAGCUUCAAACAAAUCGAACUCUAUCUCAAGUGGCUCUACGCUCAGGCGUGGAGCGUCGCCGUUCAGCGCGGUCUGAUGCUCGUCAACAUCACCGUCUUGCUCGUUCCGGAGGCUUCCCUUGAACGUGUUGCCCGUCGACUCUACAGCCCGGACGCACAAGUACUUGUGGAUGCCAGCCUCGACCCGGAUUCGACGACAAGGUGGCAGAAUAUUGGCGUCGAUGUCCGCACGAUCGAAUCUGAUGUCGGCCUGCAGGGACGCACCGAAGCUGUGGGUCAGGAUGAUGGCAAGGGCCUGAAAUGCUACCCUGUCGUUGCGCUUGGUGGCACGUUUGAUCAUCUACACGUUGGACACAAGAUCCUCCUCACCAUGGCAUCGCUUAUCGCCGAGCAAAAGAUCAUUGUUGGUGUCACCGAUGAUGCCAUGCUCACCAAGAAAUCCGACGCUGCCGUACUCGAGCCUAUUGACGAGCGUAUCGCUGCUGUCAAUGCAUUUAUCGGCCUCGUCCGCCUACCUUUCACUGAACUCGACCAGCAGGUGGUCAAGCUUGAAGAUGUAGCUGGACCUGCAGCUACCGAAGCCAAUCUGCAAGCGCUCGUCGUCACUGACGAGACGCUUUCUGGGGCUGAGUUCAUCGAUGGCAAAAGGAAGGAGAACGGACUUGCAUCGGUGGAGAACUGGGUGAUUGGCGUUGUUGGCAGCCAAGGUCAGACUGAGCUCAAGGGCGACGCAAAGGCGUUGGCUGAGAGCAAGAUUGGAAGCACCGCCAUCCGCAAAUGGCUGGUUGCGCAGGGCGCACGUCGCGUUCAAGCUUUGGAGGCAACAAAACGACAUCGAGUGUCCCAUCAGCUUCGUUUAUCAGCGAGGCGUCAAGACGACACUGUGGAUCAGACCAAAGAUGACAACAUCGCGGUGCGUCCUGUUGGGGCUAGUGUUCCGCCCUUGGGGCUGUCGAACCGCGCGGUGUAUGAAGGAUCCACAAUCGAAGAAGCGCCUUCAGCCAGUGGACAGCCGAUCGGAUCUGCCAAGGAAUCGCUCUCAGCUAUGCUGCGUCAGCCACCUUGCGAAGAGCAGCUGUCUGUCGAGACGCUGUGGCCCGAGCUAGAAAAGCUGUAUGGACACGGAUACGAGAUGCUCUGGGUCAGCGCUAACCCGCCCAACCCAGUAGAUGGCGGGCGGACGGCUGGCGGCGGGCGAUUUGUUGCUUCGUGCUGCAAAGCGACCAGUCAAGAUCACGCAGUGGUUCGCAUACAUGAUCGUGAUGAAAAUUGGAGAGAGUGUGCGGUGCUCCAAGGUCAUUCGCUCAGUAUCACGCGCAUUCAGUGGAGCCUGGACUCGCGCUUCGUGCUUACUUGUUCCAGAGAUCGAAGCUGGAGGAUGUUUGAAAAGGUGACACAGGCAGGUACCGCUCAGGUGCGAUUUGUGCCGUUUACGGGAGAGCGGUCACAUGCGAGAAUCAUCUGGGAUUGCGCAUGGUCAACCGACGUUUCGCGACCCUAUGUGUUUGCUACGGCGUCCAGAGACAAGACGAUCAAGAUCUUUGAGUUACAGCUCAAACAGGCGCGCGAGAAGCCGUUUGAUUUGUUACAGACGAUCAAAUUCAACGAAGCCGUUACGUCGGUUACAUUCGGAGCGGAUUUGGUGAUUGCGGUCGGCAACGAGGAUGGCCAGGUCGAGAUUCUUCAGCGCAAAUUCGACUCCAAUCAGCAACCGCUUAACGAAUGGUCGACCACACUCAAGUUGGCUGAUAUCGCUGCCGAACAGAUCAACCAGCUCGCCUUUCGUCCUCCCGUGCUCGACGACCAGGACGACGCUAUUCUAGCUUCCGCUUCCGAGGACGGCUGUGUUCGCCUCAUGCGCAUUUCCGCACUCUGA